This is a messenger RNA of Cynoglossus semilaevis (tongue sole), 1562 nucleotides long. RefSeq names its product solute carrier family 38 member 11 (gene slc38a11). Gene Ontology annotation, cellular component: membrane. The record is from RefSeq and is a predicted model, not a curated record. The transcript is spliced from 11 exons. Lineage: Eukaryota; Metazoa; Chordata; Actinopteri; Pleuronectiformes; Cynoglossidae. Bases 1 to 1398 code for a protein of 465 amino acids. Gene Ontology annotation, biological process: amino acid transmembrane transport. Gene Ontology annotation, molecular function: L-amino acid transmembrane transporter activity.
AUGACUCAACAGCGAGCCAACGAAGAAGCGGCAACACUUAUUCCUCUAUCUGGAAACCCCGGAGAAUCGAGGCGUUCGAUGAUAUCUGCCACCUUCAAUUUUAUCAACUCCAUCGUAGGAUCAGGAAUCGUAGGAUUGCCGUAUGCACUGAACCAGGCAGGGCUUCCAUUUGGCCUCUUGCUGUUGAUAGCUGUUGGCUUCAUCACAGGUGUGUGUGUGUCUCUAGUUAUGGACUGUAAUGUAUACUUUCAGAAGCUCGAGUCCAUAACAUUAUUUUGGCUUGUGGUUGCAGAUUACUCCAUCAUACUAUUAAUUAAAGGAGGGGAACUGUCAGGGACAAACAGUUACCAGUCCCUGGUCCAGAGCACAUUUGGUUUACCUGGAUUUCUGAUUUUAUCUGCACUCCAGUUCCUUUAUCCUUUUAUUGCCAUGAUUAGCUACAACAUCACUACUGGAGACACGUUGACCAAAGUAUUUCAGAGAAUACCAGGAGUUGGCCCAGGUCACCCACUCGCUGACCGUCACUUUGUGAUCAUACUCACAACCAUUUUGUUCACACUUCCUCUCUCUUUGUAUCGAAACAUAGCAAGACUUGGAAAGGUGUCCUUCUUCUCAAUGGUGUUAACACUUAUCAUCCUCAUUGUUGCAAUCGUCAGGGCAGCAACCCUCGGACCUGAAAUUCUCCCUACAGAAGACGCAUGGACAUUUGCCAGGUUGAAUUCCAUUCAGGCAGUGGGUGUAAUGUCUUUUGCUUUUAUUUGCCACCACAACAGCUUCCUUAUCUACGGUUCACUGGAGAAGCCCACUCUGGCCAAAUGGGCUCAAGUCACCCACGUGUCAGUGGGUUCGGCGCUGUUCAUCAGUGCUGUGUUUGCAGUAGCAGGGUACACCACCUUCACUGGCUUCACCCAAGGUGACAUUUUUGAGAACUACUGCAGAGAUGACAACCUGGCAACAUUUGGACGCUUCUGUUUUGCUCUCAGUAUAAUAACCACUUUUCCACUGGAGUGUUUUGUUACACGAGAGGUCACUACAAAUGUCAUCUGCAAUCAGGAGCUCUCCAGAUACAAACACCUGGCUCUAACUACGCUCAUUGUUACAGUUUGCACAUCGUUGUCUUUGACCUUUGACUGUCUUGGCGUUGUCCUAGAGCUUAACGGCGUCCUGAGUGCCACCCCUCUCAUCUUCAUCAUUCCAUCUGCAUGUUUCCUCAAACUCUCGCCUGGCAGCUGGCUUCAGGGUGAAAAGUUGUUAUCCAUCAUUUUGAUAGUAAUUGGCUUAUUUGUCAUGAUCAUUGGACUGACCAUGACUGGCCUUUUCCCCCAAGACUGUUCACAUGGUGUGGAAAUGUUUUACUGCCCCAAUGCCAACGUGACGGGGACUGCACCUCCUGUUUGACAUUAUGUCCUGUAUAGUUUUUUUGUUUGUUUCUUUGUUGGAUAAGUAGGGAAACGUUUUUAAUUAGAAGAAUAAGUUAACUGCCCUCCUCUAACGCCCUUACUAUCUUCUUUAAAUAUCCCGUUUAAAAAUACAUUGUACUAUUCAUAUUUCGCCACACGAUG